Molecule: messenger RNA, 2467 nt
Organism: Papilio polytes (common Mormon)
Lineage: Eukaryota; Metazoa; Arthropoda; Insecta; Lepidoptera; Papilionidae
Exons: 2
Coding region: 426-1298 (290 amino acids)
Source: RefSeq, a predicted model, not a curated record
AGUAAAAUGAAAUGAAUCAGUAUCAGUGUCACUGGUUAUAGGUGGUGGUUGGUGGUGGUUCUGAAAUAUUUGAUAUAGUGAUGGCGCAAGGAUGUGUUUUUAACAAUUAACGUGAUAUUAAUAGCAAUAAGGACAGCACUGAAUUUAUUUAGGGUAAUUUAAAUACUUGAGACUGAAAAUUUUCCAAAAAUAUUCCCAGUUAAAAUGUACAAAGUGUAUAAAAUUUAAAUUCUCGAUAUUGGAUUCCGAUUUCUGAAAAUGUAGAGUGAUGUGGUUUUCUAUUAUUUCAAUGAAUGGGUGUUUAAAAUAUUAUAACAUUAUACCAAGGACAUGUACAUAAUAAGUAAUCGUCACUCAAGGCAUUUGUCGAUUUCUUCGAGCUUAGGAUUAUGGACUUCAAGUGGCGAUGAGCACUUGACCACGCGAUGGAGAAUAGAGAAGGAUGGAGCGGCGAGGCGGGCGCGGCCUACAAUGGCACGGACCGGGCACAGGCCGAGCGGGACCGUGUGCGCAUCGAGUUCUACGCCACGUACGACGUCAUGACGGGCGUGCGCAUAGCCGCCACGCUGGGCGGCUUCUUCGCGCUCAUGGUUUUCCUAAUCGUUUACAAGAGCCGGAGCAAAUCCGUGAAGGCACUGAACGAUCCUAAGAUAGUAGAGCUCGCGGAGGCAGUGGUGGCCGAGGAGCAGGCAGUGGAGGAGGAGCGACAGCUGACGAUUGCGCUCGAAGAAGCGCUGUGUGAGCGCGCGCGCUCGCGGCCCUCCAUCGGCGAGGAGCCAUGGCCGCCCUGGCCGCGACGAGGGCGCUUCGCCUCCUACGGCGGCGGCUACGGCAGUCUGCUGACGCCGCCGCGCCGUCUAUCCGGCCUGCGAGGCGACUCACUGCCGAGCUCGGCAUUGCGCGUGGCAGAGAGACGUGCGUCGGCGGCGUGCGCCCGCGAUCGCCGCCUCAGUUCGGCUACCUGCUCGAGCUCAGGCAGCUCGUACCUGGAGCGGCGCGGCUCCUCAGUGGUAUGCUCGCUACCCGAUCGACGGCUGUCGCCGUGCCCCAGCGAGCGUCUGGCGCCGCUGGCGUCCGCGGGCAGUGUCGGUCCGUCGUUCGCGAUGGACGCGGACUCAGCAUCAGUGGGGCCGGAUUCAGUAUUCGCGGAGGACGAGGACUCAACGGACGACGAGGUGGAACAGUUCUCGACGGAUAGCGGUGGCGGUGGCGGAGAGGGCACGGAGCUGGCCAGCCGGCCGGCGCCACCGCCCCACCCCCGCGCCCGCGCCGCGCUCUCCACAGAGACCCCCUUGUAGGUCCUGCGAAUGUUACGUGUUAUUGACGUGUUAAAAUAUCGACUCGAUCGAAUCUCAUCCCGUAGUGUUAGCGACAUAUCACGAAAUUUUAAUUCGACAUAUCAUUUUAAAGAGACAAAGAUAUAGUUAUUGGUUACUCAUAUUUACAAAAUUUAAAUUAACUAUUUAUCAUUCCAAACAAUUUCGGUGAAAAAUACCAACGAUAUGUUUCACCGAAAAUAUUUACGAGAAUUCGAUACACAUUCGAUCGCGAUAUCGGUCUAAUAAACCUAACGAUAUAUUUCGUUACUCUAAAGCUUUAACGUAAACUGGAAGCAACGAGUGCGUCGAUAUUUUAAUAUGUGUAGAGCAGAACGUGUGUAAAUAGUUUGUUUUGUUAAUAUUGAUGUUUCGCGAUGUUGAUGUUUCAGACCGUGAUAAGAUUUAUUUGUAGGUGCAUCGUGUACGCGGUAUGGGAUUGUUGGGCUUCGUGAGAUUUAUUAGCUAAACUGUUCUUUUAUUCCACCUUCUCGGCUAAACUACGUCGUUAUUGCCUCGGCUCGGUGACGAUAUUUCCUUUCCCCGUAGUGAACCUUAGGGAUGUUAUAUAUAGAGUGUAAUAAGAAAUAAAACCUUGAGUCGUCCUAAAGUAGAUAAGAAUGUAAUGUCUGUCUAAGCGCACAUGCUAUAUUAUAAGUAACGGCAUUUUUUACGUUCCUCUCGUAACUAAUUCAAGCGUUCGACUGCUCUAUCUAUAAUAUCUCAAUGGGUGUAGCGCUCCAGGCUCACCGGAUAUAUUUAUUCCUUGUUUACAGCUAAUCGGUACGUGAGUGCGGCGGUAGUUCCGCCUUCAUAUUUCACCGUUUAGUGUUCUUUUUUAAAAUACUGGGUAAUAGAAAGAUCUACCGAAUUAGAACUUUUAUAGGCACAUAAGUACAUAAUAAUUAGGACAUUAUAGUAUCUGUAUCUUAAAAUUUUUACUCAUGUACAUAAAUGAAAUAAUAUUUUUACGAUACACCUAACCGAUCGCCUAAUAAUUUAUAAUGAUCGAAUUGUAACAAACGAAACUAUAGUUUACUAACUCUGCUUAUUUUAUGCUUUACCUAGCAUUUCUGUAACUUUUUUUAAAGGUGAGUACAAACCAGUGUAAUACGAUGUAACAGUUGUUGACUAUUUACGGUAUUUGUUUU